AUGCUGUCUUCACCAGCUUUUACUACAGCGGCACGUGCGACUCUUGGUCGUCGUCUUCUCGCCAAGAGAUUAGCUUCUUCUGGUCGAACCGCUGAUCCAAAGAUUCAUGCUCGUAACGAUGGAGACGAGCCUAGUCUUUUCCCAUCAGACCCCGAUGGUUUGGAUGAUGUAGCGAAUCCUAAGACUCCAGCGGAUGAGGAUGUACCUGAGAUUCGACCACCCGGUUUAGAAAAGGAACCGCUUAAGCCUCCCAAAAGUCCACGAGCUACUUCACACAAGCUUGAGUCUACUCCUGUUGGUCUACCCGCAGAUCCCAGUUUGCAACAAAAACGAAAAUAA
Molecule: messenger RNA, 339 nt
Organism: Microthlaspi erraticum
Lineage: Eukaryota; Viridiplantae; Streptophyta; Magnoliopsida; Brassicales; Brassicaceae
Source: the annotation of a GenBank genome assembly